CUUUCUCGUCAAGAAGCCUUCAAACUUCGAAGGGCGCCAGGAGUUUUUCCUUUAUUUUGUUAAGCUCUUGUUGACAGGCGCCCUCACAGCUUAUGUACAACUGGUGCGAGAAAUUUACAGGGCGUGAGUGUGAGCUUCAGUCAUGGCGGCUCUACUUCAAACUUGCCAGUCCUCUGGGUUAGCUUUUACACCGUCCAUCGCAGUGCUCCAGACAAGCCAAGCGAAUGCUGCUGCACCUCACAUCAUGUCAACUUCCCAACAGCAUUCUAGAACGGAAUGCUGCCAGUGUGCACAGUCAAAGGGAACUUCUUUGGCCUUGCUCAGUAACCGCACCAUAUUAGGGAAAGGAAGUCAAAUUGAGCAAUUGUGGAGGCCUUCCCCGUUGACGUCAGUGGUUGGCCUGCGGCAAAAGAAGCAGCGAAAAGGGGUGGUAUUUUGCGACGCUGAUGAUUCUUCAAGCAGCUUUGACCCCGCACAAUUGCGAAGGGACAUGGAGCGCCUCAAGAGACAGGAGGAGAAGAGAAAGAGUCAGCGGCGGCAGAAGAUUCUGGAAGCGGCAGAUCCUUCUCCAUCAAAAGGUGCAAAGAGAACGUUGAGCGAGGCUGUCUCUGAGGCCCGUGGCUUUGGUGCUGAUGCAUUACAGCAGGACUUGGAAAGAAUAAGGGGCCUGGAGGAUAAGGACAGGGCACUGAAGGCUGGGCGUGAUGGUCCUGGGGACCGAUUGAGCAGCGAUGAGUUUCAAGAGGCCAAGAGUUUCUUUGCAGCAACAAAGGAGUUCAGCGACAAUGCAACCCGCGCAACAAAGAGCGUCAUAGACACCAUUCUCGUGGCCGACUUCUUCUUCAUCAUCCUUGUUUUGCUCUGGCUGAUUGCAGGAGUUGUUGAAAGGCAAGCGCUCGACUCUACGAAACUCCUCGACGUGUGGUUACCCUUAUGGGGGACUGUAUUUCAGCCGGCCAUCGGAGUUCUUAUGGCAGGGACUAUCGUAUCAGGGACGAUCAGCACCUUGUCACAAAAUCCUGACGAGUAACUGUUUGGAGUCGCACCAAACUUUUUCGUCCCCCAUGACUUCCUGAUCGCAAUUCCGCUGCUUGCAUAUCAUGAGCAUAUCUGCAGAUUCGAACGAGUGACCAUUGGGCGACCAUGAACCAGACUAUUAGGUUGAGCAAUGUCAAGCUUCGCCAGUGCUUGGUGAAUGAUGUUCUAUAGCGAUCUUUUCAAAACGCCAUAGCCAUAUGGGCCAUAGGCUUCCAUAGCAC
Messenger RNA from Klebsormidium nitens, 1259 nucleotides. NCBI's taxonomy places the organism in Eukaryota, Viridiplantae, Streptophyta, Klebsormidiophyceae, Klebsormidiales, Klebsormidiaceae. The record is from the annotation of a GenBank genome assembly.